Molecule: messenger RNA, 543 nt
Organism: Hibiscus syriacus
Lineage: Eukaryota; Viridiplantae; Streptophyta; Magnoliopsida; Malvales; Malvaceae
Exons: 4
Coding region: 1-483 (160 amino acids)
Biological process (GO): regulation of signal transduction
Molecular function (GO): protein phosphatase inhibitor activity
Source: RefSeq, a predicted model, not a curated record
AUGGAAAUAGAUUGCAGAAAAUCUGGCUUGGCCACUCCCUCUGUUCAAAUUCCCAACCAAAACCUCUCCUUUGAGUUCUUGCCCCCUGCCGUACCUCAGCUUUCGUAUUACAGUAUUGCCCCUGAGCCACGUCAAUGGAUCCCAUCUCUCUUACGUGAAACAAGAAGGACAGAAUGGGAAACACGUACAAAAUCUAAUCUACGACCGGGAAAAAUAGAAGGCGCCGCUCAAACACAACAUUUUCGCGCAACUUUGGUAGUGAAGAGGGCGAUCAAAAGUAGACGUGUAAGAUGGAAUGAGGAAAAUCUGGUGGAAAUCGAAGCAAAUAAACCUGUAAGGCAGAAAAUAACUGAACCCAAGACUCCGUACCACCCCAUGAUUGAUGAUGAUGAUGUUGUAGGGUCUUUGUCUCCUGUAGGGCAUGGUUUCAAUGAUUGUAUCGGUCUUGCUAUGUGGAUGCUGAGAAAUUACGCUCUGCUUUGAAGGAUGUGGCUUCCUCGAGUAGAAAAACAACUGGGUAAUCUAGUGGCUGGUCAUAUUCUG